GGCAGGGGCGGCGGGAGGCCGCGGGUCUGGCCGCGGACGCGCAAGGGGCGCGGAUGGCGCGGAGUGCGGAGUUAGGUCCCGCGCGGCCGGGCUGGGCCAGCGCUAGAUGGAGUGAUGCAUGAGCGAGACGGGGAGGUUUUAACCUUCAGGGGGAGGAGCCCCGUUUAACUACAGGCAUUUGUUCUAGGGCAGGUCACUUUAAUCUCUUUAGCUUUAAACUGUCCAACUCGCAACUCGCGUUUCUCUAUAAGGGAUCUUUACCACUUCCCUGCCUAUGCGGCCGGAGCGCCGUGCCUCUCCCCAGCAGAGACAACCGCCUUCCAGGCACUGCCCAGAUCGCUUCCGACACCCUUAAAAUAAUACUGCAGCCCGGCGCCCCUGCCAUGGAUUCCUUUAAAGGUGGAAUGAAUUUGGAGAGACUGCCUGAGAGCUUGAGACCCCAACCCUCCCAUGACAUGGCUUCCAGCUUCCAUUUGCAAAGAUCCUCGGAACCCAGAGACCCGAUCGACAACUCAGCCAGUGAAUCCUCCGACACGGAGGUGCCAGAAAAAGAGCGGAGCGGCGAGCAGAAAAACGAAGACGGGGCCGCCGACGACCCGGCGAAGAAGAAGAAGCAGCGGCGGCAGCGGACCCACUUCACCAGCCAGCAGCUGCAGGAGCUGGAGGCCACCUUCCAGCGAAACCGCUACCCCGACAUGAGCAUGCGGGAGGAGAUCGCCGUCUGGACCAACCUCACGGAGCCCCGAGUGCGGGUUUGGUUCAAGAACCGCCGAGCCAAGUGGAGAAAGCGGGAGCGGAACCAGCAGAUGGACCUGUGCAAGAACGGCUACGUGCCCCAGUUCAGCGGGCUGAUGCAGCCCUACGACGACAUGUACGCCGGCUACCCCUACAACAACUGGGCCACCAAAAGCCUCACCCCGGCGCCGCUCUCCACCAAGAGCUUCACCUUCUUCAACUCCAUGAGCCCCCUGUCCUCGCAGUCCAUGUUCUCGGCGCCCAGCAGCAUCCCCUCCAUGAACAUGCCCUCCAGUAUGGGCCACUCGGCCGUGCCGGGCAUGGCCAACUCCGGCCUCAACAACAUCAACAACAUCAGCGGCUCCUCGCUCAACUCGGCCAUGUCCUCGCCGGCCUGUCCCUACGGGCCACCGGGCUCGCCCUACAGCGUCUACCGGGACACUUGCAACUCCAGCUUAGCCAGCCUCAGACUGAAAUCAAAGCAGCACUCCAGUUUCGGCUACAGCAGUUUGCAAAGCCCCGGCUCCAGUUUAAACGCCUGUCAGUACAACAGUUGACGGACUUGACACAAACCACCUCCGACAAAGCACCGCCGACAAAGC
Motacilla alba alba is the source of this 1337-nucleotide messenger RNA. It is a transcript of the gene PITX1, whose product is annotated as paired like homeodomain 1. The transcript is spliced from 4 exons. Gene Ontology annotation, molecular function: RNA polymerase II cis-regulatory region sequence-specific DNA binding; DNA-binding transcription factor activity, RNA polymerase II-specific. The record is from RefSeq and is a predicted model, not a curated record. Bases 384 to 1292 code for a protein of 302 amino acids. Lineage: Eukaryota; Metazoa; Chordata; Aves; Passeriformes; Motacillidae. Gene Ontology annotation, cellular component: nucleus. Gene Ontology annotation, biological process: regulation of transcription by RNA polymerase II; anatomical structure morphogenesis.